Messenger RNA from Nematostella vectensis (starlet sea anemone), 2859 nucleotides. Its product is annotated as cleavage stimulation factor subunit 3. Lineage: Eukaryota; Metazoa; Cnidaria; Anthozoa; Actiniaria; Edwardsiidae. Gene Ontology annotation, cellular component: nucleus. The transcript has 25 exons. Gene Ontology annotation, biological process: mRNA 3'-end processing. Gene Ontology annotation, molecular function: protein binding; mRNA binding. The coding region runs from base 158 to 2302 and encodes 714 amino acids. The record is from RefSeq and is a predicted model, not a curated record.
CAUUCGCCACCACGUGCUAUUCUAAACGCCGCCAUUUUGUCUUGUCUUCGAAACUCGUAAUUUUGGUUCUUUCCAAAACUUACCUUUUUGAAUUUAUCUCGCCAUAAAUAUGAUAUAGUCUUUAGAUUAGUAACUGAUAGUUCUCCAAAUUAUCAAAAUGCAGCCGUUAAUGUCGAUAGGAAACACGAUAGAGCGUCGGGUUUCCGAGGAUUCUAAGGAACCUACUGGUGUGUCGUACUGGAGUAGGACAGAGCGUGGCCAGAAGGCUGAGCUGCGACUGCAGAAUCAUCCUUACGACCUGGAGUCCUGGGGGGUGUUGAUCCGGGAGGCGCAGAGCCUUCCCCUUGAUGCAGCCAAAGUACUAUAUGAGAAGCUUGUGAGAAGGUUCCCAAAUGCUGGUCGAUACUGGAGAUUAUACAUUGAGCAAGAGAUGAAGCAUCAGAAUUAUGAGAAUGUAGAAAAGUUGUUCCAGAGGUGCCUUAUCAAAGUGCUUAAUAUUGACUUAUGGAAGUCUUAUCUUGCCUAUGUCAAGGAGACGAAGAGUUCGCUGCCCAAUUUCAGAGAAAAGAUGGGUCAGGCUUACGAGUUUGCUCUUGACAAAAUCGGGCUGGAUUUUAAUUCAUACCAAGUCUGGAUGGACUAUCUUACGUUCUUAAAAUCAGGAGAAUCAACUGGAAGCUAUGCUGAAAACCAAAAGAUUGCGAUGAUCCGAAGGGUUUAUUUGCGUGCUGUUACAACUCCUAUCAUCAACGUUGAAGCGAUCUGGAGAGAAUACAACACCUUCGAACAGGGAAUCAAUAAAGUUCUUGCCAAAAAACUGAUAGACGAACGAACAAGAGACUACAUGAAUGCCAGACGGAUGGCGAAGGAAUACGAGGCAUUAUCACGUGGUCUAAUCAAAGGAGCGCCCUCUAUACCGCCCCAGGGAACCCCUGAGGAAAUGAAACAACUGCAAUUAUGGAAGAAGUACAUUUUCUGGGAGAGGAGCAAUCCAUUAUGGAUUGACGACACGGGUCUGCUUACAAGAAGAGUGAUCUAUGCGUACGAGCAGUGCUUGCAGUGCAUGGGCUUCAACCCUGACAUCUGGUGUGAAGCGGCAACGUACCUCGAGUCUACUAGCCGAGCGUUGGCCGAGAAAGGGGAUACCCAAGGCUCUAAAGUACUCGGAGACGAGGCGGCCAAUUUAUACGAAAAGGCGAUCAGUGGUCUCAUGCACAACAACUUGUUGGUCUAUUUCGCGUACGCGGAUUUCGAAGAGGGACGAAUGCGAUUCCAACAAGCGAAAGAAAUAUAUGAAAAAUAUAUCGCACUCGAAAAUGUCGACCCUACAUUGGCGUUCAUCCAGUAUAUGAGGUUCUCCCGGCGUGCUGAGGGUGUGAAGGAGAGCCGAUCGGUAUUCAAAAGAGCACGUGAGGACGCUCGUACGAACUUUCAUGUGUUCGUUGCAUCUGCCCUGAUGGAGUAUUACUGUGGCAAGGACAAAGCCGUCGCUUUCAAAAUAUUCGAACUGGGACUGAAGAAAUACACAAACGAGGCUGACUUUGUCCUCCCCUAUGUUGACUACUUGUCACACCUGAAUGAUGAUAACAAUACACGUGUCCUCUUUGAGAAGGUGUUGAGUACAAUGCCUAAAGAGAAAGCCAGCGACGUUUGGACGAAGUUCAUAGAGUUCGAGACCACGAGUGGUGACCUGUCUAGUAUUCUGAAGGUGGAGAAGAGAAGGUUGCAAGUGUAUAAAGAAGAAUUUGAGCAACAUGAGACAGCUGUCCUUGUGGAUCGCUAUCGCUUCCUUGACUUGCUUCCCUGCUCGCCUAUGGAACUCAAAAUCAUGGGAUACACCGGCCCAUCGCGCCACGUGACAAACAUUUCGACUGCCCAGUCCAGCACGGACAACCCGUUAGAGGAGGUCAAAGAGGAAAAGACUGUUCGCUUCCCUCUUCCUGACACGUCACAGAUGACUCCUUUCAAGCCGACAGCUGGGGCUGUCGGUUUCAGCUCUGUCCCUGGGGGAGUGUUCCCUGUUCCUCCUGCCGCAGCGCAUCUUAUGACACUAAUGCCUCCACCAAACUCCUUCCAGGGUCCAUUUGUCGUCAUCGAGGAGCUAAUGCGACUCUUCGCCGAGUGUACUCUCCCAGAUCGCCCCAUUGGCGACACACAGAACGGACUCGACGAAGAAAUGGAUACUGAUCAAAAGAGAGGUGUUAAGCGGCCGGGGGGCGGGGAUAGUGACGACGAGGGUUCGACAGUGGCCCCGCCAAGCCAUGAUAUCUACCGGGCUAGGCAGCAAAAGAGGAUACAUUGAAUCGUAGGUAGCGUGUAGAUAUGUACAGAAUACACAUUUUAAAUUUGUCGAAAAACAGUCUUUAGGGAUGUGGCAGUAGGAAUUAAGGUUUGAAGAACAGACUUUGUUGAACCAUUAUCACGUUUUCUUUGCGGAUGACGUGUAUUUGACAGACAUGCACAUAAUUCUAACUCCAGUUUCUACGACAUGAACGUCCCAAACACUUUCAGGAUAUAUAUUUUUUUAUCAGAACUGUUCAGUUCGAGGAUUUGUUCUUGUGCACUGAUUUGUCGCCACGAUGCACUGUUUGCGAAACUGUCUUCAAACAGAUAUACCUAUCUUUUAGUAUAGUUUUCUCCUGCCAUAACAAACCAUGCUUUGUUUUUAUGUAGAAUAUGUUUUGUUUGUACUCUAAUAUCUUGAAUCCUAGAAGUGCUUGUUUAGAAGAGCUGUUUUAUCAUUAAAAUGCGUUUUGUAUAAUGAUUGAUAAAGUUUGAGUAUAUCGAUAAAGGCGGAGUUUUUACUAUAUUUGAAGAAUGUAGCAUUCUCGAAAUAGAGGCCAGUAGCGGCGGAUUAUG